Molecule: messenger RNA, 945 nt
Organism: Pteropus alecto (black flying fox)
Lineage: Eukaryota; Metazoa; Chordata; Mammalia; Chiroptera; Pteropodidae
Product: olfactory receptor 52E4
Exons: 1
Coding region: 7-945 (312 amino acids)
Biological process (GO): G protein-coupled receptor signaling pathway
Cellular component (GO): membrane
Molecular function (GO): G protein-coupled receptor activity; olfactory receptor activity
Source: RefSeq, a predicted model, not a curated record
AGGAAGAUGUCCUCUGUCAAUGAUACUGCUUCACAUCCCUCUGCCUUCCUUCUGCUGGGUAUACCUGGUCUGGAAGCUUUCCAUAUCUGGAUUGCCUUCCCUUUCUUUGUUGUUUACCUGAUAGCACUUGUGGGGAAUAUCACAAUCCUGCUUGUGAUCAAGACUGAGCAGAGUCUUCAUCAACCCAUGUUCUACUUUCUGGCUCUUCUUUCAUGUAUUGAUCUAGGCCUUUCCACUUCUACCAUCCCCAAGAUACUGGCCAUCUUCUGGUUCAACUUUAGGGAAAUAAGCUUUGAAGGCUGCCUCAUGCAAAUGUUCUUUAUCCACACCUACACGGGUAUGGAGUCUGAUGUACUCCUGGCCAUGGCAAUUGACCGCUUUGUUGCCAUCUGUUAUCCACUGAGAUAUACCACUAUUCUCACCAACAAAGUGGUAGCCAUCAUGGCCUCUGUUGCAGUUGGGAAGCCAGCUCUUCUUGCCGCCCCCUUUUGCUUUCUUCUCAAACGAUUGCCCUUCUGUGGACACAAUAUUAUUCCCCAUACCUACUGUGAACACAUGGGAAUUGCCCGUCUUGCCUGUGCUAACAUAAGAGUCAACAUCAUCUAUGGCUUAUUUACCAUUGCUACCCUCAUCUUUGACUUGAUUCUCGUUGCCCUUUCCUAUGUCCAGAUUUUAAGAGCUGUUUUCCGCCUUUCUUCCAGGGAUGCCCAACUCAAAGCACUUAGCACAUGUGGUUCACAUGUCUGUGUCAUCCUAGCUUUUUACACCCCAGCAUUUUUCUCCUUUAUGACUCACCGGUUUGGUAGAAAUGUUCCUCGCUACAUUCACAUUCUCCUAGCCAAUCUGUAUGUGGCUAUUCCUCCUUGUUUAAAUCCAGUCAUUUAUGGAGUCAGGACAAAGCAAAUUAAGGACCAAGUUGUAAGAGUAUUUGUGAAAAAAGUGUGA